AUAUCCAGAUCAGUGGUGGCAAUCACGCAGGUGUUGCCAAAGUCAACGGCGGCGAGUUUGGUGUCGACCUCGACAUCAAUACCGCGUCUGCCAUUGACGGCGUCAAUCUCGGAAUCGACUGGUCCCAGCUGGGCACCGACCUGGUCGAUUCGCACAACUCCUCGCUGAGCGCAGUACAUACGCAUGGUGACUUUGUCAGUCAAGAUCAGAUAUCUCCCCCGACUUCAGCCUCAACCCCAGCCCCAUCUUCAACAUGACACUAUCAGACAACAGUCUCUCAGAUGUCUCGUUGUCCCCUUCGGACUACGUAGACCCCAUCCUGUUCCCUCCCACACCUCUGUCAGCAACCACCCCUGUCCUGGCUGGCAGCAACUACUCCCCUCCACUCCAUGGCAAUCUCAAGCCGAGCACCACCUCUGGCCGCAACAAGCGCAAGGCAUCGGAACACGAGGACCCAGAUGUGCUUUUGAAGCGUCAACGCAACAACAUCGCGGCACGCAAGUACCGCCAGAAGCGCAUCGACCGCAUCGACGAGCUCGAGGCAGAAGUCGAGGAGAUCAAGAAGGAACGUGACGACCUACGGCUACGACUGGCACGGCAGGAAGCUGAGACGGCAGCACUGAAGUUGAUGCUGCAGAUGAAGAACGACGAGGCCGCGAAGAAAUAGUUGUGCAGAUACCUUUUCCCUUGUCUGGCAGGCGCAAAUGAUUGAAAGAAUGAAAUCGAUACCCAUCAAUGACGUUUCUACC
Microdochium trichocladiopsis is the source of this 749-nucleotide messenger RNA. RefSeq lists its product as uncharacterized. Lineage: Eukaryota; Fungi; Ascomycota; Sordariomycetes; Xylariales; Microdochiaceae. Gene Ontology annotation, biological process: regulation of transcription by RNA polymerase II; DNA-templated transcription. The transcript is spliced from 2 exons. Gene Ontology annotation, molecular function: RNA polymerase II cis-regulatory region sequence-specific DNA binding; DNA-binding transcription factor activity, RNA polymerase II-specific. The record is from RefSeq and is a predicted model, not a curated record. Bases 254 to 667 code for a protein of 137 amino acids.